Messenger RNA from Morchella importuna, 927 nucleotides. RefSeq lists its product as uncharacterized. The record is from RefSeq and is a predicted model, not a curated record. The coding region runs from base 1 to 927 and encodes 308 amino acids. Lineage: Eukaryota; Fungi; Ascomycota; Pezizomycetes; Pezizales; Morchellaceae. The transcript is spliced from 2 exons. Gene Ontology annotation, molecular function: acyl-CoA dehydrogenase activity.
AUGGCGUAUGGCGUGCCGCCGAUCAUCAAGUAUGGGAGUAAGGAGCUGCAGGAGAGGGUGCUGCCGGAUCUGUUGAUGGGCAGGGCGAGGGCGUGUAUUGCGAUUACGGAGCCGGGCGCGGGGAGCGAUGUGGCGGGGAUUGAGGCGACGGCGGUGAGGAGUGAGGAUGGGGGGGAGUACGUGGUUAAUGGGCAGAAGAAAUGGAUCACGAACGGCAUCUGGGCCAACUACGCCACGACCGCCGUCCGCACUGGCGGCCCCGGACCCGGCGGCCUCUCGCUACUCCUAAUCCCACUCCAGUCCCCCGGCGUGACACUGCGCAAGCUGGCAGUGACCGGUAUGGCAACAUCAGGGACCACCUUCAUCACCCUCGAAGACGUCCGCGUCCCCAUCUCCAACCUCAUCGGCGCCGAAGGCCAAGGCAUGAAAAUGAUCAUGACCAACUUCAACCACGAGCGGCUCUCCAUCGCCAUCGCCACCACGCGACAGGCCCGGGUCGCCGUCAGCUCCGCGCUCGAAUACGUUCUCGCGCGCGAGGCGUUCGGCAAGGCGCUAGUCGAGCAGGCCGUUGUGCGGCACCGGCUGGCAAAGGUGGGUGCGCGCGUGGAGAGCCAGUGGGCGUGGGUUGAGAGCGUGGCGUGGAGGAUGCGGCAGGGAGAGGCGGACAUGGGCGGUGUGUUGGCGCUCGUGAAGGCGAGUGCCGGGAUGGUGCUGGCGGAGGCGGCGAGUACGGCUGUUGUGCUGCUGGGUGGGAAUGGGCUGACGAGGAGUGGGAGGGGCGAGUUGGUGGAGAGGAUUUAUAGGGAUGUGCCGGGCGCGGUGGUGCCCGGGGGGAGUGAGGAUGUGAUGCUGGAUUUGGGCGUGAGGGAGUUGGUGAAGAAUUAUAGAAAGGCGAUUAGGAAGUUGGAGGCUGGGUCGAAGUUGUAG